ACAAUGUUGAUCCACUCAAAUCACAAGAGAAGACCAAGCAAGAAGAGAAGACCAAGCAAGAAGAGAAGACCAAGCAUGAUGAGACAAAGAAACAGUGCGAGCCUCCAUUCAAAGCCUCACUGGUUGAUGUGCUCAUCAGUGUUGGUUUCAGAACGACAGAAGAGCUACGAAGCUUGGCAUCAUUGAAGGCUUGGUCGGCGCUUGAUUCCACGGGCGACAUCACGCAACUACUUGGAGCUGCCUUAGGGGUAUUCAAAAGCCUCAUGGCUGAUGAGGGAGAUGCCAAACGUACGCCAGGAUCUGUGAUCCCAAGUGGAGAUAAAGACCCUGCUGAACUGUGCCGGCGUAUUUGAAUCCAAACUGAUACUUGCAAUUGGGCUCGGCCGAGGCCACCGAUGUGCUUUCUGAAUUUGUUGUCGGCAUCGUGGUUAAAGCAGCGUAUUGCUCCACAUCACACCAUUGGCCUGAUGACAGACCCUGUGGCAAUGAAUCGAGAGAUGGGCUUUCCAUUACGGGCGAGGAGGCCUGCGACAGCGGCUGAGGUUGCUCUGGGCUUGGUGUCUCAAGCGUGGGUGUUGCUUGUCCCUCAGACGCAAUUGUCUUGGCGACCUUGGUAUUCCUCUUGGCGCCUCCGGCUUUGCGUUUGUCAUCGCUGUCGUUGCUUUGGGCUUGCAAGAAGGAGUUUGUUCUGUGUCAGCUACAAUCGACAGUCGGUUGACUUCUAACAUGAGUGUGCGCGGUGUUUUGCGAUUCGUGACCAUUAAGUCUGCGAGACACCAAUCAGAGUCUGUUGAGUCAGGAUUCAUGAUUCAUCGUGUGCAUUCAUAGGGUCCAUCAAGUCCUGUCCAAAGUCUACGAAAGCUUCGCUAGAGUCUGACGAGUCUUAGACCGAGUCUAACGAGCCUUGUAACAAAGUCGAUUGACUCUCAACUCAAGUCUGUCGACUUUGGUCACAUAGUUGAUCGACUCCUGCUCAAAGUCUGACGAGUCUUCUUGCAAAGUCGAUCGACUCUACAAUCAAAUAUAUCGAUUCUUGAUCAAAGUCUGACGAGUUUUCUGACGAAGUCCUCGACCCUACGGGUAAUUUCCACGGGUGGUAAACCGAUGAUGAGCGGAAGACUGACGCCGUGUGAUAAACGGACGACAAACGGUAGAUUAUGGCGCUGGUGACAAACAGGCGAUGAAUGACGCGUAGUAAUCCGGUGAUUUA
This is a messenger RNA of Protomyces lactucae-debilis, 1210 nucleotides long. RefSeq lists its product as uncharacterized. Lineage: Eukaryota; Fungi; Ascomycota; Taphrinomycetes; Taphrinales; Protomycetaceae. Bases 396 to 725 code for a protein of 109 amino acids. The transcript has a single exon. The record is from RefSeq and is a predicted model, not a curated record.